Molecule: messenger RNA, 960 nt
Organism: Acanthamoeba castellanii str. Neff
Lineage: Eukaryota; Discosea; Longamoebia; Acanthamoebidae
Exons: 6
Coding region: 1-960 (319 amino acids)
Cellular component (GO): nucleus
Source: RefSeq, a predicted model, not a curated record
AUGGAUCUCCUCUUGGCCGGCUACGGCAGCAGCGACGACGAAGAUGAGACACAGAAGGAAGAUGUGCAAGCCGCAGCUGAGGCAAGCAUCACAAAGGAUGAAACUUCGAAGGGCAAGGGGAAGCGCACGGUCUCGCUGAUGCUGCCCAUCUCCAAGGAGGCCCUGCGAGGCAAGUACGAGGACGAGUUCAUGCACCAGAGCGGACCCGCCCUCCCCGAGGCACCCAAGCCGUCGGGCCUCUCUGCGCUCCUGCCGGCACCGAAGAACCCCACCCCAGCCAAGCGCCAGCGCAUGGCCACCCCGGCCGCAGUGGUCCGACGUCAGAUGGAGAACGCGGAGGACAAGAGCGACUCGAGCACAAGCACGCCGAGUAGCGACAAAGGUGAAGCGGCAAAGCCCGCAGCAUCGACAACAACAGGAAACGAGGGACAGGGCGCCCCUCGACAGCCGCCGCUAGAGUACGCUGCCGCAGGCACAUACGACGCCGCCGCAUACGGGGCCUACCCGGGCUACGAGGCCUACUACCAAUACGGCUACCAGCAACAGGGAUACGCGCAGGCCGGGUGGGACUAUUCUCAGCAGCAGCAAGCGCAGCCUCAGGCCUCGUUGGGCGACUUGCCGGAGCCUCCACCAGAGGUCUGCAGCAUCUUCACAACUCUUCUCGAUCACCUGGCUUUUACGCGAGAAUGGGAGCACCUGACGAAGGGCGCCAAGAUCGUGGACGUGAGCCAGGCCCAGAUCACCGACAAGACCGGCUGGAGCAAGGAGUUCAUCCAGGAGAACCUCGCCAAGGCCACUUCGAGUGUGUCGGCCAAGGAUCGUCCGAUGGGAAUGCAGAAGCGCAAGCACCAGAUCACGUCGCUCGCCUACGAGGCCAAGCAGAGGGAGAUGGAGCUCCUCAACCAGCGCGCCAACGCCCGGAAGACAAAGUCCGAGACCUGGGGCAAGUACGGGUGGUAA